CGUGUGGAUGCAGCCACUGCGGAGAGUUGAUCAUCCCCGGCCAUGGAGUUCCUGAGGUCGCGCUUCCAACCCAAGGUGAUCUACAACCUCAUCAGGAAAUGGUCUGGAGUCAGUGGAAGAAGAGGAGGAUCUGUGGAUACAGCAUCACACAGCCUUUAUACACAACACAGACGAAUAACUCCUUAGGUUCCACUGAUCCCAUGAGUGAGAGCCUGCAGACCUGCUACAAAUACUUGAAUGAGACGGGCAGGAGCUACGCACCAAUCACCCAGACCUUGAAAGGGGAGCUUCGGCACAUAUUUUGUAUCCUCUAUCUGGUUGUGAGGGCUAUGGACACUGUGGAAGAUGACAUGACUAUCAGUCUGGAGACCAAGGUCCCCAUUCUGAAAAACUUUCACAACCUACUGUACCAGCCUGACUGGAGGUUCAUGGACAGCAAGAAGCAAAGUCGCCAAGUGCUUGAGGAUUUCCCAACUAUCUCUCAGGAGUUCAGGAACUUGGCUGUGGCCUACCAGGAGGUGAUUGCUAAUGUUGCUUGCGAGAUAGCGGAUGGAAUGGUGGAGUACCUACAGAAGCAAGUAGAGUCUGUACAAGAUUGGGACAAGUACUGUGACCAUGUAUUCGCUUCGGUAACACGUGGCAUGUCAGUAAUAUUCUUUGUCAAAGGUCUGGAGAAUCCCAUUGUAGGAGAGGAUAAGAGGCUCUCCACCUCUUUUGGUUUGUUCCUGCAGAAAUCCAACAUCAUCCGUGAUUUCCUGGAAGACCAGGUGAAUGGCCAAGCUUUCUGGCCAAAAGAGGUGUGGAGUAAAUAUGGGAAGAACUUGUGUGACUUUACCAAGCCGGAAAAUAUUGUGCCAGCCUUGCAGUGCCUGAAUGAGCUCAUCACCAAUGACCUGCAAUAUGUGCCCGACGUAUUUCUGUACCUGUCACAACUGAGAAACCAGAGUGUGUUCAAAUUCUGCGCAGUCCAGAUGAUGAUAGCUAUCGCUACAUUGGCCGCCUGCUACAACAACCAGCAAGUGUUUGAAGGAGUGGUGAAGAUCCAGAAGGGCCAGGUUGAGACUCUGGUGAUGGACAUUACAGAUAUGCAGGCUGUAAGAGCCAUCACACGUCAGUAUGUGGAGGAGAUCUACCGAAAGAUUCCCCCAACAGACCCGUCAUCUGAACAGACACAAAACAUCUUGGCUACCAUCAGGAAAUUAAGUAUGCCCAAUGACACCACAGAUUCCCCCCAAUAGAUCUGUUCUGCACCAUGCUGCAGGUGGCAGUACCUGAGCAAGCUGCAGGCAUUAAAGGAGGCCUUAAAGGACUCUUUUUAUUAUUUUGCUUUUCUUUGAGUAUUUUUACCCUGUUGGAAUAUCAAAUUGUUGUAAUACUAGUUUGUCUUAUAAAAAACCUUUGUAUUAUAUAAUGUAAAUUGGAACAUUUUCUUCUUUCCCAACUAUGUGUGUAAAAGGAGCAAUAACAAAACUAAAAUAAAAAUUACUUGAUUUAAAAAAUAAAAGGGACUACAUUAGACAGUCACCUAAUGGAUAAUAAAUUAUCAGCUGCGCCUGGAGUGGUAUGGGACAAGCUAAAAGCUUUUAUUAGGGGGAUGUGUAUAAAAAUAAAAUCAGUUUUAUUAAAACAAGGAACAGGCAGUGGGUUCAAGAGGCUGAGAGGGCGGUGGAGAAAGCGGAGGCGCUGUACUUUUUGGAUCCUACGCCCAAAUUUGAAGGGAAGUGGAAAGACGCACAAAAA
Rana temporaria (common frog) is the source of this 1740-nucleotide messenger RNA. RefSeq names its product squalene synthase-like. The transcript has 9 exons. Gene Ontology annotation, biological process: farnesyl diphosphate metabolic process; cholesterol biosynthetic process. Gene Ontology annotation, molecular function: squalene synthase [NAD(P)H] activity. Bases 99 to 1238 code for a protein of 379 amino acids. The record is from RefSeq and is a predicted model, not a curated record. NCBI's taxonomy places the organism in Eukaryota, Metazoa, Chordata, Amphibia, Anura, Ranidae. Gene Ontology annotation, cellular component: endoplasmic reticulum membrane.